AUGCUCGACAAAGAUCGCAUGGACCGGGAGGCUGCGUCUCGAGCGAAGAAUGUGGAGGAUAACGACAACGACAAGUCGAAUCGCCAGUCAGCGCAGAAAGACGGGGACGAGGACAAUGGUGCAGAGAAGCAAAAAGAAGGCGAAGAAGAGCAACGGGGUGAAGCGGAGGAGAAGAUGAAUAAAGAGGCGGGAAUUGGGUCCUUUCCCCUCGGUAUCUUGGCCUGUCCCGAAUAUCAAGCUGGAACGACCGCAACAAGUCCGCAACUCCCUAAAGCAGUUCCGAUCGACAAGGAAGCUUUGAAGGAUACAUUCUCGAAGUUUGCUGAAUGGGAACAACGGUCACAAGGGACCGGUCCAAAACAAAAUUCCCGCAAGAGGGGAUUAGACAUCGUUACAGAUGUGGCCGAAGACGUCUGGGAUGGUGCCAGAAAACGGCGAGGCAGAACUCCGAGAGAUUUUGGGGACAUGGACAAGGGGGAUGAUGACGGGCCGCGGAAGAAGCAAAAGACUGGUGAAGCGGCCUCUCUCAAACCUUCUCGCCAUGAGAAAAAGGACUUCCUCGGCCAAGUCAUUUACGGGAUCGGACGGAACUUGCGGAGUCCGAUUUAUCGUGCGGGUUCCCGCUGGCAAGAACCGUUUCCAACCGGACGGUUCAAAAAUCCAGAUGGACUGGUACGAGCUUUGGACAUCGCGAUGAAGGGUGUCCGGCGCAACCCGGCUCACAGUGUGGAGUCAUGGAAAGAGCACGUUGAAAGGGAAGUUCAACUUCUUGGGGAAGGCUGGAACGCGUCCGAGUGGACGAAGGUCAUGGAAAUCGGGACCGACGAUGGGAAGACACAGCCGGAACGCUUGUGCGCUUUCUUUGAGUUUGCUUGGGACUCUGGAGCUUACGGGAAAGCUUUCAACGAGUGUCAUUCUCCUGCACGAGCACAAGCAUACGGUAUACUGGCUCAAGCAGUCGAGGCUCGCGAGGAAAGGUGGCAGGGGAUAUCGAAGCGGGAAAUCAUCCGCAAGAUAAAUUCUCUGGGAAAAGAUGGAUACAAUGUCCUGACAAAAGAGCUUGAGAGGAGAUGGGACGAGAUCAUCGACAUGAGGAGCGAGCAGCGGAUGCGUCACGCGUUGUUGGGAGAUACCUUCAGAGAUUUCAGAGCUGUCUCUGAGAUCGAUGGCCGGCCGCAUGAAUGCGACACUCCCGACAAGAAGCAGCUGUGGGACGUCGGUCGGAGGUAUCUGACGAAGGCGACUGCAAUGCGGGAAGCACUUGGAAACGUGGUACGAGGUUGCGGAUGGCAAGAUGGGGUGUAUGGGGCGGGAAUGGAUGAAAGGUGCCACUCCUGCUUUCAUUGCUGUGGUCGGGGGGAUAUUCGAGGUCUUCGCCAAUCGUCCGGAUUUCAAGUCGACCAGUUCCUUGGCCGGCGAGAUACAUUACCUCCGACGACUGUGGGUGAAGGACGGUUCUACGAGAGCGAGUGGGUUCCCAUCCUGGAUAUGCUGCGACGCACCGAUGGUGUUUUGCUACAAGCAACCUGGGCGCCUUUGCAAAAAGUUGUUUCACUCCCGGAGGCUCGACAUCGUUGGGCUGAUAUCAGCAGCCGCGCGCGUGAGCUCUGGCGGGAACACGGCACACAGGAGCCGGUGGACCCUACGCGCCCAGGUGGAAGACACGAUCGGGCUAUUCCCGCAUACGGAGACUUGGGCGGUUACUUUGCCGACGUCCACAAUCUCAAGCUCGGAAGGAUGGACGGUGUCUCGUUCCGAGAACGUUGGGAGUUGCGGGAAAAU
This is a messenger RNA of Filobasidium floriforme, 1782 nucleotides long. RefSeq lists its product as uncharacterized. The annotation marks the transcript as partial. Lineage: Eukaryota; Fungi; Basidiomycota; Tremellomycetes; Filobasidiales; Filobasidiaceae. The transcript has 3 exons. The record is from RefSeq and is a predicted model, not a curated record.